Messenger RNA from Dissoconium aciculare CBS 342.82, 986 nucleotides. RefSeq lists its product as uncharacterized. NCBI's taxonomy places the organism in Eukaryota, Fungi, Ascomycota, Dothideomycetes, Mycosphaerellales, Dissoconiaceae. The coding region runs from base 216 to 773 and encodes 185 amino acids. The transcript is spliced from 3 exons. The record is from RefSeq and is a predicted model, not a curated record.
GAAGGGCAUAAUCGCGGCAGGAGCUCUCAACGUGCCCACUUACGCAACGUCGGUCCUGGCGAACGGCACUGGCAAGACUUCCAGGUCCAAGUUCACCAAGGACCAGGAGAGCCGAUUGCGCGUGCUCAUUUCAAAGGCCAACAGCCUCGCCGAAGUUCAGCGAUUAGAAAAAGCGCUCAACGAAGGAAGGCUGCCUGCUGGGUUUGCCACGGACGAUGAUGCCAUGGACGAGACAUGAAGACCUUCUUCCUGGAAGAACAUCAGCGAAUAGAAUGGCUAUACCCGUAGGCGAUGCCCGAGUUGGUUCAGAGAUUGCUCGGUUCAAGUGGCCUUGCCCGUAUCUCGCACGUCGUCUUCAUAUCCGCAUCGUUGGAAAUCUCGAGGACUUUCCCAUGGCCAGGACAAGCCAGGCCAGUGCAUCCGCACUGUUCGUCGCAGUGUCGCUAACGCUGCACGCGCGAGAAGCUCGAACCGCAGCCCACGUCGAUGCUUCCACGUACGGGAUGCAAACUCCGAGACUUCGGGACUGGCAUGCUCGGGAAGUGCGACGUGAGAUGACAACAUUGCAGGUGUCGAUUGACCGGUGCGACGCACGAGAUAUAAAUAUCAACGCUUCACGCCUGACAAACGAAAAAUACCAAUAUUUGACAUUUCCAUCACGCAUCAACAACCGAACCCUCGAACAUGAUCCCGAAAAAGAAAAAAUGCUGUCCAACGCGGAGAGAGUCCCAUUCCGUUCCCCUACCGCGUCCCCACGAGCCUCAGCUUCGUGAGCAGCUCCUCCCGCCAUUUCUCGCUGUGUCCGUACGCGGCCCCGCUGCGCAGACUGCAGCGCUCCAUUUCUUCCAGAUUCCACUUGAAGGUCGGCAUGCGCGCGAGGGUCGGCGUCGUCGUCACCAUCGAGUGGGGAAUCCGCGGCUGUGGUUGUGGCUGUUGGUGUGAUUGUUGUUGUGGCCGGAAGACUGGCAGCGCGGUGGUUUCGCCAU